This is a messenger RNA of Ricinus communis (castor bean), 2155 nucleotides long. Its product is annotated as inosine-5'-monophosphate dehydrogenase 2. Gene Ontology annotation, cellular component: cytoplasm. NCBI's taxonomy places the organism in Eukaryota, Viridiplantae, Streptophyta, Magnoliopsida, Malpighiales, Euphorbiaceae. The transcript is spliced from 5 exons. The record is from RefSeq and is a predicted model, not a curated record. Gene Ontology annotation, molecular function: IMP dehydrogenase activity. Gene Ontology annotation, biological process: GTP biosynthetic process. The coding region runs from base 138 to 1649 and encodes 503 amino acids.
UAGCCAACCUCCUACCUAAUAAAACCCAACACAGCAAUCAAUUCUCCUCUUCUCAUUCUCUUUCUAUUUCUCUGGGCGGCGCUACCACCGGCUCCUCAGCGUCGUCACCACCGCUUUCAGCAAUUAAAAAAUAAAAAAUGAGUAGUGAAAUAGUAGAAGACGGUUACUCGGCAGAAAAGCUGUUUAACCAAGGCUAUUCGUACACCUAUGACGACGUUAUAUUUCUACCUCACUACAUCGACUUCCCAACCGACGCCGUUUCACUUUCUACUAAUCUUUCAAAAAAUGUUCCUCUCUCUAUUCCUUGUGUAUCUUCUCCUAUGGACACAGUUACUGAGUCUUACAUGGCUACCGCUAUGGCUGCUUUGGGUGGUAUUGGGAUUAUUCAUUCCAAUCUCUCUCCUUCCCACCAGGCUGAUAUGGUUAGGUCCGUUAAGUCACGCCGUGUUCCAAUUUUGUCUAAUCCUGUUUUUAUGUCACCGGAUUCUCGUAUUCUUAAUCACUUCGAAGAUGAUGCUACUCUGCCUUGUGUUUUGGUUACUGAGUCAGGUGCUGCUAACUCCAAAGUCAUAGGGUAUGUUCUAAAGUCUGAUUGGGUGGGUUUAAGUAAUAAAGAAACAAAGUUGGUAGACUAUAUGCGUACUGGUGAUUCUAAACUUUAUGUUCCGUGGAGUUAUGAGGUAGCGCAAAUUGAUGCUUAUUUAAGACAGGAGGAGCGUGAUUUUGUGCUUCUAGAGAAUGAGGGAGGAGAGGCAGUGGAUGUGAUUACAAAGGAAGAGGUGGAGAGGGUUAAAGAAUAUCCCAAGUUAGGGAAGGGGACGGUGGGGCCAGAUGGCAAGUGGAUGGUUGGGGCCUCUAUUGGGACGAGGGAAUCUGAUAAGGAGAGACUGCAGCAUUUAGUUAAAGCAGGGAUAAAUGCAGUGGUGUUGGAUAGCUCGCAAGGGAACUCUAUUUAUCAGAUUGAAAUGAUUAAUUAUAUUAAGAAGACGUAUCCGGAGUUGGAUGUUAUUGGUGGGAAUGUGGUGACUGUGAAUCAGGCCCAGAAUCUUAUCAAGACAGGUGUAGAUGGAUUAAGAGUUGGGAUGGGCUCUGGCUCUAUUUGCACCACACAGGAGGUUUGUGCAGUUGGGCGAGGACAGGCAACUGCAGUUUACAAGGUUUCAUCUAUAGCUGCACAAAGUGGUGUUCCUGUCAUUGCUGAUGGUGGCAUUUCAAACUCAGGUCAUAUUGUCAAGGCAUUAACGAUUGGGGCAUCUACUGUAAUGAUGGGAGGCUUCUUAGCUGGAAGUAUUGAAGCUCCUGGCGCUUAUAUGUAUCAGGAUGGUUGUCGGAUUAAAAGAUAUCGUGGCAUGGGCUCUCUAGAAGCAAUGACCAAAGGGAGUGAUCAAAGAUACUUGGGAGAUACAGCCAAGCUAAAGAUUGCACAAGGAGUUGUAGGAGCAGUUUCUGAUAAAGGCUCUGUUUUGCAGUUUGUACCUUACACAAUGCAAGCAGUCAAGCAAGGGUUCCAGGAUCUUGGUGCUUCCUCCCUGCAGUCUGCUCAUGAUUUAUUAAGAUCAAAAACUUUGAGGCUUGAGGUUCGGACAGGUGCUGCUCAGGUUGAAGGUGGAGUGCAUGGGCUGGUUUUUUAUGAGAAGAAAGCCUUUUAAAUUUAAAAAUCCUCGGGCAUUCUGAUUUUCUGCAUUUGAAAUCAAGGGCAUGAGUAAAAUUUAUCUUUAAGAACGGAGUCUGGCAUGGUAAUUAGCCAUCGCUGCAACUUUAGGUGGGAAAAGCCAGAAGUUAAAACCCCACAUGUUUUUUGGUGCUAUUUGAUGGACGUGAGAAUAUCCUGGAUCUUUACCAAUUUUGACAUUGAAAGAAACCAAAAGAAAGAUUAUGAAUGGCUCGGUGAUAAAAUAAAAUACAGAAUUGAAAAGAAAAAAAAAAAGAAAGAAAAUAAAACUUCCUUUGCUGGUUGCAAUUCUGUCGGUUCUAAUUUCCGUUGUAACUUUUUGUUAUUCUUUCUUGCAACUUUAUCUGAUUAGAAAACAAAGGGACAUUAUUCUAUAUUUCAUUUAGUUACUUUUGUUUUUAAUGUUAGAAAAAUGUAUUGCUAAAAGGUUAACAUUUAUUUUAGUUAUUAUUUUAAUAAUGAGAUAUUUUAAUAUAUUAUAGA